This is a messenger RNA of Brienomyrus brachyistius, 3827 nucleotides long. It is a transcript of the gene cfap58, whose product is annotated as cilia and flagella associated protein 58. The transcript has 18 exons. The record is from RefSeq and is a predicted model, not a curated record. Lineage: Eukaryota; Metazoa; Chordata; Actinopteri; Osteoglossiformes; Mormyridae. Gene Ontology annotation, cellular component: cytoskeleton. Bases 165 to 2771 code for a protein of 868 amino acids.
ACAAGGACGCACAUAGUUGCCGAAGUCCCUGAUCCACGCGCUAAUGAACAGUUGUGACAUAAGAAUAUUUACAUAAGAUUUUAUAAAUCAUUAAGGAUUUCUCAUUACAUCACAUUAUUUUUCAUCGACUUUCAAUAAACGUCAAGGACAAGAGCCCACUAAAUAUGACGGAGGAAGAAAACUCCAUUGAGAAGCUAGAAAAGGAGUCCCAGGAGGUUCUUAAUGAACUUGCUAGAGACAAGCAUCUAGAAAAAUUUCGCAUUGAAUAUGAAAAACUGACCAAGGCCUUAAAAAAGUCCCAUGAAAAUGAGAAGAGACUCAUGACAAAAUGCAAGGAGUUAAAUGCAGAAAUAGCAUCCAACUCUGUCAAAAUCAACGCAGCACUAAAGUUAUCCCAAGAAGAUCAAAGCACCAUAAAUUCCCUGAAACAGGAACUAGAGAAAGCGUGGGAAAUGCUGGAUGCCACUCACAAGAAGGAACUAAUUGCAGACGAAACCAUUCAGAAUUUAAAGAAUGAUGUCACCAACUUGACAAAAAUUGUGCAAAAAGGAGAAGGUUCCUCCACAGGUCAGGAGCACAGUAUGAAUGAUUUGCUGAAAAUCAAAGAUGAUCUCACCAAGGAGAGGGAUGAACUCCUUGCGGAAGUGGUGAAUUUACGGGAGAAUCUCACCAAGGCCACCAUCAAUCAAGAAGAGAUGGAAAUCUCGAAAGAGAAGGCCUUGGAAACCAUAUCACAGCUUCAGCAGGACAUCCAAGUGUGCCAGAACGAGUGUUCCCGCGAGAGCCGCAGGAAAGAGAAGUUAGAGAAGGAAGUUGCACAGCUGCACGCUGACCUGGAUGCCAGGCAGGCGGACAUCAGAGCGCUGAAUCUGCAGAUCCAUCGCAGCAAAGACGAGCAGCAGAGGCUUGAGCAACAGCUGCGAGAGCAGAAGAUUCUCAAUGAGAGAGCUGCAAAGGAACUUGAGCAACUGCACAUAAGAAAUGGAAAGCUCCAGCAAGAGAACGAGCAGAAUGCUCUGAGUAUGGAACAGCUGUCCCUGGAGAACCAGCAAAGGGCAUCAGAUCUGAAGAUGAAAGAGGGGGAGGUAAAUGAGAUGCGUCAGGAGAUAUCCAAACUAAUGAAGAUGAGGGAAGCCCUCCAGAGGAGAGUGCGACAGGCGGAAGAGCAGAAACUGGACAUAGAGCAACAGCGAGAGACGCUUAAAAACCAGAUGACUGGGUUGGAAAAAGAAAUGGAAUCUGCUAAAAAACAGCUGGAAAUUGACAAGAAAGCCAUGGAUGAGUUGGUGAGAGAAAGAGAUAUCCUGAACAAGAAUAUGAUCAAGGCUGCUAAUGCUACUGAGAAGCAGCUAAGUCUGGUGAAGGUCCACGAGCAGUCAAAGAAGAAUCUCAACCAGGAGAUUGUGAACUACAGGGAGGAAGCUCAGAAACAACGGAAGAUCAUCUACCAGCUGGAGAAAGACCGAGACCGCUACAUUAAUGAAGCUAGUGAUCUCACGCAAAAGGUUCUACAAAACAUGGAAGACAUUAAAGUAAGAGAAAUGCAGAUCUUUGACUACAAGAAAAAGAUAGCUGAAGCUGAAACAAAGCUAAAACAGCAACAGAACCUCUAUGAAGCAGUGCGGUCCGACAAGAACCUCUACAGCAAGACCCUCCUGGAAGCCCAGGAUGAGAUCAUUGAAAUGAAGCAGAAACUGAAGACCAUGAAUCAUCAGAUGGAUCAGUUGAAAGAGGAGAUCGCUGGAAAGGAAUCCGCUCUUAUACGAGAACACACUGAAUUCCAGCGAGUGGAAAAAGAAAACGAAGCACUCAAGGCAGAAGUUACAAAGAUGAAACAGCUGGCCCAGGAGUCAAAGCAGUUCAUUGACAACCAGGAGGCAGAGGAGAGAAAGCUGCUGAAGAUCAUAGCCGAUGCUGACGCUAAAAGGGUCCGACAGAAGAAGGAAUUGGAUCAGGUAAUCAGCGAGCGUGAUGUUCUGGGAACACAGUUGGUGCGUCGCAAUGACGAACUGGCGCUUUUGUAUGAGAAGAUUAAGAUUCAACAGUCCAUGCUGAACAAGGGGGAGAACCAGUACAAUCAAAGGAUUGAAGACAUCAGACUAUUAAAGAUGGAGAUUAAGAAACUGAGACGAGAGAAAGGCAUCUUAGCCAAAACUGUGGCCAAUGUCGAUGAUCUCAGACGAGAAGUGUACCACAUGCAGAGGGAACUCCUCAAAGAGCGAACGAGAUGCAGAGCUUUGGAGGAGGAACUUGAAAAUCCUAUGAAUAUACAUCGCUGGAGAAAGUUGGAGGCCAGUGACCCGAACACCUAUGAGCUGAUCCAGAAGAUUCACUCCUUACAGAAGCGUCUGAUAACAAAGAGUGAAGAAGUGGUUGAAAAAGAGCUUUUAUUACAGGAGAAGGAGACGCUGUAUGUGGAGCUGAAACACAUCCUGGCCAGGCGGCCUGGUCCAGAGGCUGCAGAGCAACUUCAGAUCUACCAGCAGACACUAAGGGAGAAGACCAAGCAGCUCAAGGCUUUGUCAUCGGAGUUAAGCAUGUACGAAUCACAAACACAAGAGUACAAGUGUGAGAUGGAGAGACUGGCUCACGAGCUGCAGAAUGUGAAGAAGAAGUACCUCAUUCAGAAACGCAAGGAACAGCAAUCCAGGGAGAAUGUGCGGUCUCUCGCUCAUGUGGGACAGUCUGCAAUUCAGCCUCAGCGGAUGGAGGGCCCACGCUUCACAGGGGGAGGCUUCAACCUCAGGCAGCCUGAAAAAAUUACGGCAUAGAUCCGAUACCUUGUGCCCCAUGCUGUUCCCUCAAAUUAAACCCAUCUCUUUCAUAUCUGCAAGGACAAAUUGGUGUGACUAAUUUUUUUUGGUUAGAAUGAAACACCAAUGGAAUUUUAAACUUCCCAAAUGAUUCUGAACUCUGUACUUUCAAACCUGAUUACUGAUUAAAUAUAUAUUUUACUUUUGUUUUAUUUUAUUUUUUAACUAUAUUGUAAGUUUCAGGGCUCAGUCCACAAAAAGAGUAAGGGUUUCUCAUUUGAGAGCGUCUGCAUUCUUUUUAUGGAAUUUACUUUUACAAGUACAUAUAUAGUCCUAACUCUUUGGUUUAGAAGUGAAUGGUCAAUGUCAGUCGACACAAAUAAAGAACCAGGUUAUUUGCCCCACUUAAACCUAGGUUACCUGAUUAAAAAAUGCUUCUGAUGCAAUUUUUAUGUUAGAAUGUGAGAAGGAAAGAGAUUUUUAUUGUACGAUUCCUAAUUUCAGUUCUCUAAUACAGUAUGUGCCAUGCUGAUAUCUUGGACAUUUCCACACAGCACAGUUCACAGAUCUCCCUUCUUUUAUUCCACUUUUUAUUUAUUUAUACAACCACUUUGAAUUUUCAGAUGCAUGUCACUGCUCAACCUAUUUUAUACCUUUGAACUACACAUAGUGUUUGUGUCAAGGUCCUAACUGUACAUGCAGGCCCCAAAACGUAAAAUAAUCCCAUAGUUACAGUAUUUUGUGUCGCCUUGGACUUAAUAAUCAAACAAUGAGCAACGAAAAAAAAUGUGAAUUUGAAUAAAAUUGUCAAAAAGUCAUUUUGUUUCAUUUAAUCAUGGUAAUAAUAAUAAUAAUAAUAACAUGCUACAGAUUUUAAAUAUCGAUACUUUUUGAACAUUAGAACAGAUUAUGAGGAUAGGAAUAGUCAAUAUAUUUUUGUCCUACUUGUAUCUAAAAAGAUAAUUCUGUGCUAUGUGUAUCCUAUGCAUUCCUAUGCUGUCUGUGUGUUCUGUCUCUUCCGAAUGUUUUCUAAUAUGAGGAAAGUAAUUAACACAUUUUAAUACACGCCAUGUA